UAAUCAAUUAAUUGAUUAAUCCAAAAACGUCAUUAAUCCAUCAUGGCCACUUUCAGGACAAAUCGGGACAAAUGCUGGCAGCCGCUUACGUGGCUGGCUGAGGCGUUUACUGUCCUUCCUGUGCGAUCGUAAUUUUGAGAUUUUGUUAAAAUUAGAGCUCAGUUUAACGAUUAAAACAAAUUGGCAAACGCGACUAAAAGUUAUAAUUUUGCUUUGCACUGUUGUGUGUUUUGAGCUAAAAGAUAAAGUGUCAAUUUAUGUGUUUCAUUUGUUACAGAUUUGUGUGUUUAACUGAGAAAUUCUGUUAGUGUUUGAACAAACGAGCUUAAGAUGAGCACACAAAGGCGCCAUUUUUCCAAGGAGACGGCUAAAAAGACUUGUUUUAACGGUUACACGUUAAAUGCACUUUUUACGUUACUGUAGCAUCUUACAUUAUGAACUUAUCACCGAAUGAAGUGUUUUAUUUGACCUAUAAACGUAACAAAUAGCUGGUUAGACCUUUUUUGUAUUAUCCGGACCUGUUGAAUUCCUUCAAAGUAAAAGUUGCCAACAGUAGCCAGUUAGCUAAGAUGCCUGCUGAGUUAAAACAGAGGAAGAAGUCACAGAAACAAAGUGAUGAAGGGUCCGAAACGUCGGCUUCAAAUGUCAUAGAUGAAACGCAAAAGGUGAAGACAGAAGGUGGAAACAACGCAGGAGCGAAUAAAACGUCCUCUGGUUUGGAUAUUAGAGGCUUAAUGUGCUUAUUGUCGCUUGUAGCUUGCGGGGCUCUCAGUUGGAUGGUGCUGCAGCAGAACGAGAGGUUUACUGAAAUUGAGGAGAAGUACAGAUCUUUACACGUAAAGACUUCAAGUCUGUUCGACAUGGAGGAAGAAGUCCUGAAGGUUUCCAAAAAGCUUGCCGCCUCUGAGGACGACCUACGGGAGGCGCUCUCCACCGUCUCCUUGGCGACGCGACUCCAGCAGGAGAUCUCCACCCUCCACACUGCGGUGAUGGGGAUGCAAGCUGAUGAGAACUCCGCCUCCCGUGACCUGCAGGCAGUUAACGGCCACUUCCUCAACGUGACGGAGACGUGGCAGGAGCGUCUAGCUGCCAUCAACUCUGACCUGUCCGCCCUGAAGGCUGAGUCACGGGAAGCUCACGCCACAGCCACAGAGCGGGUUAACGAGGCUGAGCAGAGGGCCCGGGCGUUGACGGAGAAGCUGGAGGAGCUUGAGGCCAGCACAAAGAGGAACGCCCGAGCUAUGGAGCGCACAGAGGAAGACGAUACCAAGCGGGCGCAGGAUCAUCUGGACUGGAACACCAAGCAGAUCCAAACCCUGGAGCAGCAGGUCAGCACCCUGAGCAAAAGAGAGGCGGAGCUCAGCUCUCAGCUCCAGGAGCACAUUCCCCGAGCGCUUGAGUGUGAAGAGCACCUGCCCCAGGUGGAGGAGGCGGUGCGCUCCAUCCUGAAGCUGGCGGGUGAUCUGAACGGGGCAGAGAAACGUCUGGAAGAGGUGACGCUGCAGGUGUUUGGGACUGAAGACAGCAUGCUGAAAGCACUCAGUGAAAUCCUUGAGAUCAGGCAGGAGCUGGACACCCUGCAGGCUCAAAACAGCAUCCUGAAGAUGAAGAAUGAGUUGUCCGUGGUUAAAGAGGCGGUCCGUGAACUCACCAUGGUGCUGAGGGGAGACACUGUCGACAGCCAGAAGGACUCUGAUGCUGUGGAGGAAGAGGAAUGGAAAUACGAUGAGAUGGAGGAGGAUGAGGAGUGGGAAAAAGACGACAUAGAUGAGACAACUCAAACUCCACUCGAUGACCUCACUGAAUGAUGUCAUUGUUUUGAGUCAACGAGGGAGAAGGAGUGGCCCUGUCAGACUAUUGCUGUAAAAGGCUGUCAUAGUUCAGUUAUGUUUCUCAAAACAUGCACCUCAUUUUAGAGCUACAGCUGGUAACUCGUCACUUGCCGACACUGUCACUAGAUUCUGAAAGAAGUACAUGAGACAGUGUGAAAUAAAUCAUGGUCUUCCUCCCCUCCUACUGCCUCUAACUCGCUAGAAUCAGCAGCAUGGUCAGCAACAACCAGUCAGAACUGAGGAGUCUCUAACACAGCUGUCAAUCAUGUCAGUCACUCCUUCUGUGGUGGUCACAUCAACAAGUUUACAGUUGGUAAACAAUGGAGGAGAAACUGGUGGUAGUGCUUGUUGGAUACCCAGAGCUAUACGGCCCGUCGAUAGACAGCAGGUUGUCAAACUGCCCCCUGAGUCGUCCUAAAUUAUGCCUGGAAACAGCCAUCAUGGAGGCGAAGCUCCUGGACCAACUGGUGGUACUCCCCGUGAUCCACCCUCUUUUGCGCGCCUCGCAUUUUACAACCUGCAAAACUCUUUCUGUGUGAUCGAGGCCUUGGAGACUUCUCUGCCCUGAUUGGUUGUUUUAGCUGAGCUGCGGUAGAUUCUAGCAAAUGCCAGAAGGAAGAGGAACAUGAUUUUUUCACAGAUUAUCUGACUAAUGUACUUCUGUCAGGAUACAGUGACAGUUUUAGCAAAUAUUUACAAAGAAAUUUACCAACAACAACUUUAAUAUCAAUACAUAAACUCUGGUACACAUGCACUGUAUUACACAAGUACAAUCGAGAAUAUUUAUUGUAAUAUUUGUUUAUUGUGGAGUGACACAUUUAGUUUUCUUUAGUAAUUUUAUACAAUAUGCCCCAUUACUCUGAUACAGUUACACAACAAUAUAUGUAACUACAUUAGAACUGAAAUGAUUAGUUGAUUAAUCAAUUAGUUGAUCCAUAGAAAAAAAGGGACAACUAUAUUAAAAGAUUAAUCAAAAAGUCAUUUUUCAGGCAAAAAUUAAUUACAUUAUCUGGUCCUAGCUUCUGAAUUUUGAAAUAGUUUCAGCAGGUAACUGAAUAUUUUUAGGUUUUUGACUAUUUGUGGAAAAACAAGCAACAGGAAAAUAUGAUGGACAUUUCAUCAAAAUUCGUUGCAUUUUCUUCAGACAAAAUUAGUCAUUGAUGUAUCCAGAAAAUAAUAGAGAUCGAAAAUAAUCAUUAGACACAGCCCCAAACUUCAUCUCUGUCAGUGUUAUCUUACAUUUGGUACAGGAAUAACUUCUGUAGAUGUGGAAGAAAUCUUAAUAUUAAUGAUGACUGUUAUGUUUUCAUCUUUUGGUUUCACCUGUUGGAAGCAUGGCAGUCAUUUCAUCACUGAAUGUAGUUAAUAAAAUCACAGUUUUUAUUGAAAAUGUUGCAUUUGUGCAGAUUUGUUUUUUGCUCCUAUUUGAUCCUCUUGUGUAUAGAGGCACCAGUUUCCCUCGUGUGUUUCCUAUAGAGGGAAAUGUGAUUAACCAACACCUCCUGAACACACAAGCAUCUUAACACACAAGCAUAUAGCUGUUGUAUGUAUCGAUCCAUGUGCUGUAUGUC
Epinephelus moara (kelp grouper) is the source of this 3403-nucleotide messenger RNA. It is a transcript of the gene ikbip, whose product is annotated as IKBKB interacting protein. NCBI's taxonomy places the organism in Eukaryota, Metazoa, Chordata, Actinopteri, Perciformes, Serranidae. Bases 570 to 1808 code for a protein of 412 amino acids. The transcript is spliced from 3 exons. The record is from RefSeq and is a predicted model, not a curated record.